AUGCAGCUGGACGUUCUGACUGAGCUCUCUGGGGCUCUAUCCCUCACCCAAUGGUUACUCUUCUUCCUUGUCCUGCUCCUGCUCCUCAGCUAUAUCUACGCCACAAACUACCAUGGGGUCUGGGAAAAGCACGGCGUUCCUGGACCCAAGCCCUGGCCCAUACUUGAUCAUACUCUAGAUCUUAAGAAGGGAGUUGAUGCAGCUUUUCGAGAAUGGUUUCAGAAGUAUGGAGACACAUUUGGCGCCUAUGGACUCCUGCCACAUCGCGCUACGUUGGUUACCAAAGACUUGUCACUGGUCAAACAGAUUUUAGUUAAGGAUUUCAACAAUUUCUCCAGCAGGAUUCGGCCUCAGAAGUCGAUGUCUUCCAUUAAAGACGGGAUUUCAUCUGCAGCUGGAAACACAUGGAGAAGGCACCGUCAGGUGACAUCACCCAUGUUUACUGGAGCUAGGAUGAAACUGAUAAUGAACCACGUCUGUGUCAGCGCUGAGAACUUGACACACUUGGUCAAGCAGCACAUGGAGAAGGGGGAGCUGAUCCCAGUGAGGUUUGUCUGCUCGAAGUUCUCGGCGGAGGUUAUUGCAAGAGUCGGCUUCGGCAUAGCAUCACACGAAGUAUCCAAGGAAGAGUCAGAGUUCGCCGUGUUUUCGAGAAAUUUUGCUAAAAGUACCAGACGUAAGGAAUUGAUAGCAACGUCGUGCUAUUUUUUUCCUCUAAUAGAUAACAUUCUAAGAUUUUUCAAAUUCGAUGUGGAUUUUGUCGAUGAAACUGCUGAUAAUUAUUUCGUUACAAUUCUCAAAUCAGCAAUUGAAGAAAGAAAAGAGAAGAAAAGCGAGAGAGAUGGUCAAAAAGCAAGGGAUAUGCUGGACUUCUUUAUAGAAGCUGCAGUGGAAAAUGAAGAUCCUCGACUGAGGGACACAAAUUCCAAAACUCUCAGCACAAAGGAAAUUAUUGGUAAUUCUACAUCUUUGAUUAUUGCGGGAGUGGAAACGGUCUCAAUCACUCUUCAAUCAAUUCUCUAUUGUCUUGUUCUGUACCCUGAAAUACAAGACAAGGUUGUGGCUGAGGUCUUCAGAGUGGUGCCUCCAGGGGUGAACUUGGUUUACGAGCAUUUGCAGGAAUUAAAGUACACAACACAGGUUAUCAACGAAUGUCUGCGGUUGUUUCCGCUCUUCACCUCUCUUUAUCGGUUGACAAACGAAACAAAAAAGUACAACGGAGUGAAAAUUCCCAAAGGAUGUGCUGUUCAGAUUCCCACAGGGUUGAUCAUGAAAGACCCCAAACACUGGGUAGAUCCCGAAAAGUUUGACCCUGACAGGUUCUCACCUGAAAAUAAAGCCAACAGGGAUCCGUUAGCCUUCAUGCCAUUUGGUUACGGGCCCAGGACCUGCCUAGGGAUGCGACUAGCUCUGAUGGAGCUGAAAGUGAUUCUGGUUUAUUUAUUGAGGGAAGUACGGUUCACUUUAUCAGAGAGGACGGAACCAAAAAGAGGCGAGGAUAUUAAGUUAGAAAUGAUCAGCAGAACUUUCGUACGGCCGGUCAAACCAGUGCUGUUGGAAGUGCAUACGAGAGAGUGA
Messenger RNA from Candidula unifasciata, 1578 nucleotides. The record is from the annotation of a GenBank genome assembly. Lineage: Eukaryota; Metazoa; Mollusca; Gastropoda; Stylommatophora; Geomitridae.